Prorocentrum cordatum is the source of this 1373-nucleotide messenger RNA. The record is from the annotation of a GenBank genome assembly. NCBI's taxonomy places the organism in Eukaryota, Dinophyceae, Prorocentrales, Prorocentraceae.
AUGCGACAGUCCUGGCCAAGGCAGCAUCAAUGUGAUGCUUGCUCAAGGCCCUGGGCAACAUCACCGUGCACGGAUGUUGCGACCUGAGCGGCAACCCCGACAUCGUCAUCGAGGUCAGUGUCGGCCAGGAUCGUUCGUUCUUGAGUUCCACGCCCGAAGCUCUGCAGGGUCUGGCGUUGUGCAUUCAGUCCGAUACCAUCGUCAGCUACGCCGUGAAAGCUGAACCGACUCGUCGCAUCAUAGUUCAGCAGUUCAUGACUUCCCCCAACCACGCAGGCGCCCAGAUGCCUUCCGACCCGCCACCCUCGAGUACCACGUGGCUGCCGUUGGGCCCCGAACGUUUCUACGCUGAUGGCUUCCGUGCAGCAGUCGAGUGAGACUGCCAAGGCUCCUUCUUCUGGCAAAGCCGGGUGGGCGCGCGACAAGCUGCUGGACGCCGCGCGGCGCACUAGCGUCGCGCGCGGCGACGACGAGAAGACCACCAUCCAGAUCGACACCGCGACGUCCGAUGGUGAGGCAACGGUCUCUUGCUCUGUUCCACAGGGGGCUUGGCGCGACCUCGCAACGCUGCGGGCGGACAUCCAUCAAAUCACGGCCUGCUUCGCCCACGCGGCCAACCAUGUCCACGUCCAGCCCGGGUCUGCGGCUGGGCCAGAUGCAGUAGCGAAGGGCGUGGACAUCAAGCCCGAGGUCAAGAGGUGCGUGGAUAUGCUCCGUUCAGCUACGGUGGAGUCCGUGGAGAAGCUGGAGAGGGACGGCGAUCAACCCGCCGAGCUAUACAGUCAGUUGCGGCUUAACAUGCACGCCCUGAUGGCAUUCUCGCAGCGCGCGGUUCUCACGACCGACUGGGUCGCCAAGGAAAUCUUCCUGAAGUUCGUCGACUCUGCCACAACCUACGCAAUGGUCGUUCAGAAGUUCACCCCUCCACUGCAAGCAUCGUGAGCAACGCGAAGUUCAACGAGGCCUGGGUCAAGAAGCACCUGCUUAACUAUGAGCACCUGGACUUUUUACACGAUGGCGUUCCGAAGGUGCACACCUACUUGGAUAAUCUCGGUUUCCUUCACAAGCACUGGUCCAUCGCGCCCCCGAUCAACGAGGACACUCCAGUGCAAGAGGCCAUCGAUACCUUCGAGAGCAUUUACAACGAGGCUCGGAGGGUGGUCGCGACCAUCGCUGCCCUCUCGGUGCUGCUUGGCAAUAUGACGAAGAAGAAGGAAGAGGGGAACGCUCUGUUCCUGCUGCUGAACAAGAGGGCCGAUUUGCCAGAGACAGUGACUGCGGAGCUGAUGGCCCUCGCUGGCGAGGCCCCGCCCGGGCCCGCCAAGAAAUGAUGGUGCUGGGGCGUUCAGGAUAGCGAUGCCGUUUCAUUAUCG